Messenger RNA from Notothenia coriiceps (black rockcod), 7231 nucleotides. RefSeq names its product potassium voltage-gated channel, Shab-related subfamily, member 1 (gene kcnb1). The coding region runs from base 412 to 2901 and encodes 829 amino acids. The transcript is spliced from 3 exons. Gene Ontology annotation, biological process: protein homooligomerization; action potential; potassium ion transmembrane transport. The record is from RefSeq and is a predicted model, not a curated record. NCBI's taxonomy places the organism in Eukaryota, Metazoa, Chordata, Actinopteri, Perciformes, Nototheniidae. Gene Ontology annotation, cellular component: voltage-gated potassium channel complex; membrane. Gene Ontology annotation, molecular function: delayed rectifier potassium channel activity; protein binding.
UUCAGAAGAUGCGGCGCCGCCUCGCACAGCUGACUGGAACACAGGUAGUGUCCGAAUGGGCUCUCGGCAGACUUGUUGAUCUUCGGGCGAACCACUGGUGCGAAAUGCAGAGCAGGAAACCAGCGGGUGAGCAGUAGAUCGUGCUGAGGAAAUCUCUGCCAUGUCGGAGGCAGAGGAGGGGGAAAUGGAUUGGGUUAGACCCUGGCAAUAGUAAACCAAUAACGACGCCUCCUUUUUUAAAUGCUUCAUCUCCGUUUGUGCCAGCGGAUUGUUUGUUCACAGAGCGCUACGUGCUGGUUUGAUUCAGUGCAGGAUGACAACAACUCACUACGAUACAAUAAUGAAAGGAAACAGGACCAGCUGUAGUCCAUAGCCCUGGAUGUUUGCCUGAUUCCUCAACCUAAAGUCAUCAUGGAGAAAUCCUUGGAUUUGAACAAAGAUGCCUCCCGCUCAACAUCAUCGUUACCACCUGAACCGGUGGACAUCAUUCGCAGCAAGUCAUGUUACCGCAGAGUACGGCUGAAUGUUGGGGGUCUCCCACAUGAGGUCUUGUGGCGAACGUUAGAUAGGCUACCACGGACACGUUUGGGAAAGUUAAGAGAUUGCAACACCCAUGACUCUCUGAUGGAAGUGUGCGAUGACUACAACCUCGAGGAGAAUGAGUACUUUUUUGACCGACAUCCUGGGGCUUUUACUUCAAUUCUGAACUUCUACCGCACAGGUAAGCUGCACAUGAUGGAAGAGAUGUGCGCCCUGUCCUUCAGUCAAGAGCUUGACUACUGGGGCAUCGACGAGAUCUACCUGGAGUCCUGUUGCCAGGCGAGGUACCACCAGAAAAAAGAGCAAAUGAAUGAGGAGCUCAAACGAGAGGCCGACAAUAUGAAAGACAGAGAGGGAGACGAAUUUGACAACACCUGUUGUGCAGAAAAACGUAAGAAACUCUGGGACCUCCUGGAAAAGCCCGGCUCAUCUGUUGCAGCAAAGAUCCUGGCCAUCAUCUCCAUUCUCUUUAUUGUGCUAUCCACCAUUGCCUUGUCUCUGAACACCCUCCCAGAGCUGCAGGAAACAGAUGAGUUUGGUCAGUCCUCAGAUAACCCACAACUGGCCCACGUGGAAGCUGUAUGUAUUGCCUGGUUUACAAUGGAGUACCUGCUCCGCUUCCUCUCCUCUCCAAACAAGUGGAAGUUCUUCAAGGGUCCUCUGAAUGUCAUUGACCUGCUAGCAAUUUUGCCCUACUACGUUACCAUCUUCCUGACAGAAUCCAACAAGAGUGUGCUGCAAUUUCAAAAUGUUCGCCGCGUGGUGCAGAUUUUUCGGAUCAUGCGUAUCCUGCGUAUCCUGAAGCUUGCUCGUCACUCCACAGGUCUUCAGUCACUGGGGUUCACUCUUAAGAGGAGUUACAAUGAGCUGGGCCUGCUUAUCCUAUUCUUGGCCAUGGGCAUCAUGAUCUUCUCCAGUCUAGUGUUUUUUGCUGAGAAGGAUGAGGAAGAUACAAAGUUUAAAAGCAUUCCAGCUUCUUUCUGGUGGGCUACUAUUACUAUGACCACAGUAGGCUAUGGUGAUAUCUACCCAAAAACUCUACUAGGAAAGAUUGUGGGGGGUUUAUGCUGCAUAGCUGGAGUACUGGUUAUUGCCCUACCUAUUCCCAUUAUUGUAAAUAACUUCUCUGAAUUCUACAAGGAGCAGAAGAGGCAGGAAAAAGCACUCAAACGAAGAGAGGCCCUAGAGAGAGCAAAGAGAAAUGGUAGCAUUGUCUCAAUGAACUUAAAAGAGGCAUUUGCUCGUAGUGCAGAAUUGAUGGAUGUGGUGGUAGAGAAGAGCGAGAGGCCUCAUGACAACCAUCUUUCUCCAAGUCAUUGGAAAUGGACUCCCAAAGGAGCUGCAUCGGAGACAAGCUCAAACCGUUCCUUUAAUGCACAUGAAGGCUCUCCCGACAAGGGCCGAGACACCAGUCCUCAGAGGAUAAAUGUUCAGAAGCUCGAGGAGAUGUACAACCAAAUGGCCAAGACACAAUCCCAGCCAAACCUCAAUGCUAAAGACAGGGGCUCUAGAGCUGGCAAACAGAGGGACGAGAUAGAAUUGGGGGCCAUACAGGAUCACAGGCCAACGAUGCUAGGAACCAGGGAAGGAGUGGGUGACAUGAAAAGCCUGUCCAGCAUUGACAGCUACAUCAGUUGUGCUACAGACUUCCAGGAGAAUCCACGCUUCACCCAUAGUCCAGCAAUGGACAUUGGUCUUCAGGAAAGCAACAGGUUCUCUCACAGUCCGGCUAUAGCUUUUUCCCAGCAUGGGAACGCAAAAACAGGCCAACAAAUCACUGGGGAGCGUGAGCCCAUGUUGACUCCCAUCACAAAACCCUCAUACUCAGAGAAUGCACGGAGAUUCUUUUUUCCUGGCAACUCCUCAAAAAGCAUUAUACCCAAAGGAGGCUGUCGCAGCAAUAGGGGGUCAGGCCCGUCCCCGCUCUCAGACAGCUCAGUCCAGUCAGACAACUCUCUGUUAAGCCCGGAAGUUUCCGUCUACACAACCGCCAGCAGCAGAACUCCACCAAAGUCCCCAGAGAGCACGACCCUGGCGGCAACUGUCUUCACCUUCCACGACUCCUCCAUUAGCAAAUACAUCGACGCCGAUACAGAUGAUGAUGAGCACCUCCGCGACAACUCUGAAGCCAGUCCUUCAGAGCGUCUUUUGGCUGGUUCAAGCCCAAAACGCAGCAUCAACAUCAAUUACCAGAAGGGCACCAACCAUUUAGAAACAGCCCAAAAAAUGCUUGGCCAGAACUGUCUGUUCCCAAAUGAAGGAAUUCGUAGGGUAGUUCAUGAGAAUCAUGUAGGACCUGAGAUGGCACGCAGACCAAAGGUUGACAGGGGGCGUCAACAUACUUUGGAUAAAGGCCUCUGAGGCACAAGUGCAGCAGAAAUGAACAGGGAGCUGGAGCAGAGUGUUUAUGAUGGAGACAUCGGACAGACUAAAAACACUAUUUUAUCCAGAGACAAAGAGGAAUAGACAAAGGAUCUCACCAAAACAUUUCACAAAUUAUCUGAGCAUGCCAUAAGGCACUACGCUCAGGGUCAACAGGUGUGGUGAAUACUCUGGGAGAAAAAAAACUUCAACAUUGGAGAAUGUCACUGCCCCUCCUUCAACUCAUUCCUACUACUGGUGUUACACAAAACAAAAGAGCACUCCCAGGUAACCUACGGGUCUGUUCAGAGAUACCCGUGGAAUCAGAGUCGACAGAGAAAUGUGGUGAGUUUAAGCGGCAGGGGGAUAUCUCUUAUCUCUCCAGGAAAUAAAUCCUAGCUGCCGGCUAUCCCAUUACUGAUUCCCAGUUCAUUUUGUAGUCUUGGAGAUACAGGAGAGGACCUACAAGCCUAUAAGCUACUAACUUGUGCCCUCCAUUCCCAAAACUGGCCUUAGUCAUUUACAUUUGUAGGGGUGUGCAUGUCUGCAUAUACCGUAAGGGUAUAUGUGCAUGUGUGUGAGUUAGUGUGAAUGUUGAUGGGUGAUCUAAUGGUAAUUCAUGGAUACACACUCUUGAGAUUGUCUUACCUGAUUUAUUUUUAUAUAGAAAGUCCCUUAUAAGUAUAUGUAAUUUGCUAGUCUGCUGUGUCAUAUUCAUACGUGAAGAGUAAUCUGGUGUAAGGUGAAAUGUCUUGGCACAGCAGCAGUUAUCAAAAGCUCCAGCCCAUCAUCAACUGAACACUCUUUCUUUAACAGUAUUUUGCUAUUCCCUAUGCUAUCAUGACAUGGUGAGAAUGGAUGAUACUUUCAAAUAUUGACCAGUGAAUAUUGUCCUAGCACCCCAGUAUGAUUUUGAGGGAUGGUAGUGGUAGUGGACCAAUAAUUUUGUAUAUGGGGUAACAUAGGAGCCUGAGAUAAUAAGCUUGAUUGCUGCAUAAAGCGCACAUUUAUGAAGCAUGCAUGCAUCAAACCAGUCAACAUACAAAAAAAUGAGAUGCUUUAGAAAAUGAAAUAUAUAAAAUUCCAGUAAUAUCGUUUUUUCUUUACAGCAGGAGCAGAUGUUCAGCAUGCAUUGGCCUUCUUUUGACCAACACAAAAGCAUCUAAUGUAUUCACACUCAGAUAAUGGAAUAUGUGUGUAUUCCAUCUGUACUUUGCUCCUUUAAUCGUCAAAUAAACUUUAAUGGCACUAAAUAUACUCCGCCAGGUUAACGUUACUGCAGGCAAGUCAGUUGUAAAUGCGGACCUGAUAAAACUCAUGCAUGAGCACACACACCCACUAAUGACACAUACAGGCAUGAAAAAACAUUUUCAGGAUACAUCGAUACAUUUAGUUUCCAUGGUGACAGCAGCCUUCUUUUAAGGGUGGCUGCAGCUCAGCAAAGGAUUGUUAAUUGGGGCGGGAAAGUCUGAUUGCAUUUAACGUUUGUUUAACACAUACACAUGAACACACACACACACACACACACACACACACACACACACACACACACACACACACACACACACACACACACACGCACACACACAGGCACAUACCAAUAAAGUGACAGGUAUGCACAGUAGACACAUGUUAACAGAGCCACUUCUCACUGUGCAUAUUUAUGAGUACUGAAGCAACAUUAUGAUGCCUUGUUAUGUUCAUGUGUUAAAUCUCUGUAGUAUUCCAUAAAUACUACAACUCAACAAUGCAUUGUCUAUUAUCUGUUUGUAUUACCACAUAGCAGUCUUACAUAACAAACAGAACCCAACAUAUAGAGGGACAAAGUGCUGUAUUUAAACCAAAAUCCUGGACUUAAAAAAUAUGAAUUUAUUUAUUUAUUAAUAUUGUCUUCACCCCGUAUAUAGACCAUUCUUACAUGAGCAGGGUAACUAUAAAGGGUUAACAACCCACUGUUCCCCCCUCAGCCCCAAAUGUGAUUUCAACUAUGAAGGUACAACCUUUUUUUAAUGCCUUUAACAUUUCUGAAGAGCAGGUAUCUCUCAACAUGACUGUCUCUAACUUUAACAAGAUUAGCCAUCUCAUAAAACUCUGAGGAAACUGUAGAAGCUUCCUGUCCUGAAUAUAGUAGUGGAAGAUAUAAAUAAAAUAGGACAUUGCUCUAUAAUACAAGUAGGUGUUGAGUAUACAAUUGUAUACAAAAGUCAACAGAAGGUGAUCGUCAUGCAUUUCUUAGUGUUUUUGUCCAGAGUCUAAUCACAAAUCAUGAUUUCUUUUCCGUUUUAAUCACAGAGUUGAACCAUUUCAUAUUGCUCUCGGUUAGUGAAAGGAGCUGAGGUGUGGAGGGAAUAACAAUGACUGUGAGAGGCAGAGAAAACCGUGUGUGUGUGUGUGUGUGUGUGUGUGUGUGUGUGUGUGUGUGUGUGUGUGUGUGUGUGUGUGUGUGACAGCCAGCACAUUAGAGCAGUAAGGAAUGAACUAUUUGUGAACGAAUGCAUGUUGGGGGAAUCCUGCUUCUUUUCUCUAAAUAUUCUAUCUGCAGUUCUUACUCUUACAUACAGCAGUAACACAGAUUAUACCUUAAUCAUAUGAGAUUACUCACACAUUUGAUUUUAUAGGGAGUGAAGCCUAGUAUAAAGCUGAGAAGUGACUGAUGCGAAGAGCAUUUUAUCGAUCUUAUUUUUCAUAUAAUUAGUCAAGGAUUGAUGGUUUGAGCUGGUGAUACAUUGAUGUAAUGCAGCUGCAUACACUAUGUAUGAUGCAACAUAUUUGGUUAGACAAAACCAGUCUUAACACACAUUUGGAGUACCGACCCGCUUCAUGUACGCUCCAUUAGAUAUGUGUUUUUAUCUUAUGAAAGUCAAGGCCAAUGAAUGCAAAUAUCUGUAACCCAGUCUCACCUAAAUUUUAAUUGUGGAUUACAAAAUAAGUAGUCAAAUAAGCUCAUUACAUCAUUACAAACAAUGAAUGAUUAAGUUUCAUUUUCAACGCUACGAUAAAGGGCAUUCAGAUCACAUAACCUCUCAUGAAGAAUCAUAUGAGCACCUGUCGCAUCAUUUAGGUUUGCUAUUAUGGCAGUCAGGGACCAAGUUUUACUGAAAUAUCUCUAAACAAUGAUGACAAUCAAUAUUUCAUAAAUAGAUAGCAAGCACUAUUGUGGAGAACUGAGAUUUAUUAUGGGAAGAUAUUACACAAUAGCGCGCCCAUGUGCAUCGACACAAAGCAAGUGUUUAAAUCCUUACACUAGUACUGAUACUCUUACGUUUUUAGACUAGUGCAAAAGAAACAUCAAGCAUGAUGUUGUGAUUUCAUAUCUAGACUGCGAUACUGUGACAUAAUACCACCCUAAUACAAGAACAUAUUGAUUUGGUCAUUCUUUAAAUGUAUUUUCUUAUGUUCAUCCUUGUUUUUAUUUUAAUCUAAAAGGGAUUUUUAUUUCACUGAUAUCACUACGGAGAAAUUCAAACUAAGCCAUUAUUCUUGAUGAAGAAAACAAACAAUCAAGUUACUUUAUUUCUCAUUUAUUGAUACAAACUAAGAAAAAGAGCACAGAUUCAUUGACGUUUCCAUAACAAGACUCCCAACUGUACAGUGAAUGCAUUUAGUUUACGUAAGUUAACUUACAAUAGAACUUGGUUGUCGCUCUAGCUGCUAAAUUUGUGAAAAGGUUCAAGUCGGUUUUUUGGUUAGAACCCCAUAGGACCCUUUUCAAGGACAUGUGGUAGUUUCUAAAACCCAGUGCGAACCACUGCUUUAAGUAGUAACCCAAGUAACCCAAUUUACUCUGAAUCUAACACUGUAUUACAGGGUUGGGGUCUAUUCAGAAUGCCUUGAUAAAUUAAAACACAAAUAACACAUUACACUGUAAAAGGAACCAAUAUUAGAGCAUGAGGUAAAUAAAAACUUAGUACAAACUAAAACAUAAUCUAUAUUUUUUAAAUGUUUUAAGCUCUCAGUGGAAUUGACCCCAACCUUGCCUAAGCCAUCAGUCUUUGUAAAGUACACUGUUUCCAGGGAAGUGAAAAAAGAUAUUUGAAAGACCUUAGCCAGCUCUUAUACAAUGUUGUUUGUAGGUCCCGAGGCUGUCUGUUUUGUACAAAAAAAGAAAAAACAUUUGUACCUGUUGACUUUCUAUGCUGUUGUUUCUGUAUCAAUGUUUUGUUGUUCUGUGCAUGUUGUACCUUUGGCGUUGUGACUGGUUGUGAGUCACACAGAGCCAGUACUUGUCAUGUUAAAAAAGUGUCUCAAUGUCCCAAGAUAUUUCUAUUUCUCAACAAAAGCAACAUUUCCCUUGAAUGAAAUAAAUCAGAUCACUUUACAUUUUGAUUAG